CAAACGGCAGUUUGAUUUUGUUCCAUUAAAGGAUAGGGUUGGGUCACACUCCCACUGUAAAACCAGUAGUCAUCCAUGGCGACCAUGGCAUCCUCUUCUUCUCUCUCCUUCCUCUUCACAACCUCACCUUCAUCUUCUUCUCACUCUCUCUCUCUAAAGAGAACCCCAUUGUUCGCUCUAAAGAGAACCCCAUUGCUUAGAAUUGAUGCGAAGGCCGCAACGCGAAGGGAGAAUAGGGUGGCUCGCCAUGAGCGCAUCAGAAAGAAGGUAGAGGGCAGCCCUGAGAGGCCAAGACUAUGCGUCUUCCGGUCGAACAAGCAUAUGUACGUCCAGGUUAUUGAUGACUCAAAGAUGCACACACUUGCCGCUGCUUCGACAAUGCAGAAACCACUCAGGGAUGAAAUAGACUUCUCUUCAGGACCCACUAUUGAAGUUGCAAAAAAAAUUGGCGAAGCCAUUGCCAAAGCUUGUUUAGAAAAGGGGAUCACAAAAGUGGCUUUUGAUCGGGGAGGUUUUCCUUACCAUGGUCGGGUAGAAGCGCUUGCUGAUGCCGCUCGGGAGCACGGUCUUGAAUUCUGAAUUUCGAAUUGCUUGUUUGCCACAAUUUCUGCGAAUUUUACUAUUGCUGUAUUUGCUGUCGCAGAUAUCAAAUCUGAACUGUUGUUUGGGUUCUUCAUGACCAAGAGGAUAGUUAGUUUCCAGUGUUUGUCAGUGAGAUUAAAUUUGUAACUUUUGGAAGCUAUCGGAUGAAACACGUCAUACUAAAAUUUCUCAUUUUGGAGUCGUGAUUAUAUUAGAUAUCCACAGUCAUUUCUGAAAAA
Amborella trichopoda is the source of this 821-nucleotide messenger RNA. RefSeq names its product large ribosomal subunit protein uL18c. NCBI's taxonomy places the organism in Eukaryota, Viridiplantae, Streptophyta, Magnoliopsida, Amborellales, Amborellaceae. Gene Ontology annotation, cellular component: ribosome. Gene Ontology annotation, biological process: translation. Gene Ontology annotation, molecular function: structural constituent of ribosome; 5S rRNA binding. The record is from RefSeq and is a predicted model, not a curated record.